This is a messenger RNA of Sorex araneus (European shrew), 8195 nucleotides long. RefSeq names its product zinc finger protein OZF-like. Lineage: Eukaryota; Metazoa; Chordata; Mammalia; Eulipotyphla; Soricidae. The record is from RefSeq and is a predicted model, not a curated record. Gene Ontology annotation, molecular function: RNA polymerase II cis-regulatory region sequence-specific DNA binding; DNA-binding transcription repressor activity, RNA polymerase II-specific. The transcript is spliced from 11 exons. Bases 1653 to 3872 code for a protein of 739 amino acids. Gene Ontology annotation, biological process: regulation of cytokine production; regulation of immune system process; negative regulation of transcription by RNA polymerase II.
GGGUGAUGAGAUAUUUGUUAAGGGAUCAAUCCUGAUGUGUUGGAAAGAAAUUUAUUUAGAAAGGGCUGGAGUGGUAGUAUUGCGGGGAGGGCACUUAACCUUGCACAAGGCCAAUCCAGGUUCAAUUACAGAAUUCCAAUGGUCCCCAAGCCACACUAGGGGUGAUCCCUCAGUGCCAAGCUUGAAAUAAGCCCUGGGCACUGCCUGUUGUGGCCUCCAAAUCGAAACACACACACACACAAACACAUGAUAAUUUUGUGAGCAGAAUGUGGCUAAAGGUUUGUCCAUGCUAAGUCCCUGUGGUUGUCUUCAUGGCAGAACCACUUUGAGAGCUGUGGUCACUGUGGGCAGCCUUGAAGCUCAGCAAGUACUUAAUCAAAGGAGCUCCUGGCCUAGGAGUCAGGCCCUGGCUGGGCCCAUAAAGACCUUCCUGUGGGGCCCAGGGAGGAUUUCUGGGUCUCAGGGCUGCAGUUUCCUGCCCUGUAGACAGAGCCCAGCACUCCUGUCCUGACAGACGCCCAAAUUCCAGCCUGCUGUGCAUCCCCGGGAGAGGAAGGAGCAUCUGGCAGUGUCUCCCCAGGUGAGGUCAUGACCUGGUACCCGAGGGUGCCUGCCAUCAGGGCAUUUCGGGGUCCAAGCAGGGCCUUUCCAGGUCAGGGCAGAGGUUUGUCCUUUCUUGGCUCACAGCUCUGACUUCUCCAGGUCUUUGUUUGGAGUCUAAUGCUGAUAACGCAGGAAUAAAGGGCGGGACAAGAGGGUGCUGAGGCUUGGUCCUGGAAACUGCAAAAAAAUCUUUGUGAAUUUUAUUUCUUUAAUAAAAACAUACUUUCUGCUCCGUAUGCCAUCUGUUCAGUACCUCACUCUUCAUCUGUCCUGGACCUGGUGACCCCCAGAUGUCCUUGUCACCUGUUUGAAGGCAAGAAAGAGGAAAACAAUUUUCAUUCCUUACCAGAAAGUACCUGGUCAAAAAUACUUGGAGCCUGGCCCUUUAAGGCUGUGACUGGCAAUGCAGGUGAUGUCACGGAACCCAGUUCUUUCCCACCCUGCCCUCCACCUGCAGUGGCUUCAAUUUCUGGGAAGAAGUUCCAGUCAGCUGCCUUGUUGCCGAAGGUGAAGAGCCAGGAAGGAGUGGGUAUUGGAGUACCCAGGGGAAUUGAGGGGUCCUGGAAGGCCGGUUUCCUCAUGGGCCGCUGAGUGGUCGCUCCGAGUGCCCUGAACCUCCGCUGUCUCUGCCUUGCUCUGUGAAGGUGGCUGGGGUUGGCGGUCCCUCACCUGGGACACACCGAGCGCUCUUGUCGAAAGGUCUUUGGACAGAACUUCCUGAUGCUCCCAGGGAAUUAGAAGCUGGAGGCAAUGGUAACGUGCCAUACGAGGCAAUGGUAAUGGCAGACCAUCCCCAGGUCAUACCUGGCUAGGUUCAGUGAUUCUUCCUGGCUCUGUACUUAGGAAUUACUUCUGGUGGUGCUCAGGGGGCCAUAUGGAAUACCUGGGAUUGAACCCAGGGCAUUCUGGGGUGAAGCCUGCAGUGACCUCCUGGCUGGAAGGAGAAGCCCUGAGGCCAGGGAGGAGAGUCAUAACCAGCAAUGCACAGGGAUUCCUCAUGGCUCUGCACUUAGGAAUUACUCCUGGCCGUGCUCGGGGGACCAUAUGAGAUGCUGAGAAUCAAACCCAGAAAAAAAUAUUUCUGCUUCACCUGCCAAGUUUUUGAGCACCAUCCUAUCCCCACUGUCCAUCUCUCCCAGACCAGGGCGCCCCCUGCUGUUCGGGUCUCUGACAAAGCCUCGGUGGCAGUCCUUAAGAAUAACAGCCUGAAGAAGAUGGUGUUGCGCUGUCUGACACGCUGUCCCCAGGACGCAGUGACCUUCUCCGAUGUGGCCGUGAACUUCACCCAGGAGGAGUGGAUAUUCCUGGAUACCUCUCAGCGAAAGCUCUACAGGGACGUGAUGCUAGAGACCUACCAGCACCUGCGGGCUGUUGGACAUUCCCUGGUGAAGCCUGUGGUGAUCUCCUGGCUGGAAGGAACCCUGAGGCCAGGGAAGAGAGGCGUGUAUGCAGGACUCCAACCGCAGCUUCAAGAUGUGGCACUGUUACAGUUUGCUAUGGGAAAGGGCUCAUCGGAUAAGCGUGAACUGGAAAGCAGCCAACCCCAGUGGAAUGUCUCUGAUCCUGCACCCACUGAGAAAGUCUGGAAUGAAUGGUCCUACCCUCAUCCCCAUGGGGAUGACGAGACAGGCGGGAUGUCCUCUGAGGGUGAUCAGAAGGAAGAAGAGAGUGACCUUGCUACAAAGAAGCCCUCCUCUGAGAGAAGCUCCUCACAGUCUGUUCUGCACAGACCUCGAGCCCAAACCCCUGCAGUGGCGCAGCCCAUGGGCUGUGGGAGAGGAGCACUGUUCCUAGUGAGUCCUUCAAACCAACAGCUCCACAAGCAAAUUCACUAUGCACUGAACACGUCCAAGUGUAAGAAUUGUGGGGGAAACUUCCCGUGUUCUCAGCACCCUGAUAUUUCUUUAGAAACCCACAGUGGACAGAAAUUCCAGGAAUGUCAGCAGCGAGGACAAAAGUUGAGUCAAGGGUUACCCCGUUGUGACCAUAUUCAUGUAACUGCAGGAGAGAAACCACAUGCAUGUGAAGAAUGUGGGAAGGUCUUUCAUCGAUCCUCAUACCUUAUGAUACAUAGGAGAAUUCACACUGGAGAGAAACCUUAUGUUUGUAAGGAAUGUGGGAAGGCCUUCUCUCAAUCAAGGUACCUUACUAUGCACAGGAAAUGUCAUAGUGGAGAGAAACCUUAUAAAUGUCAGACAUGUUGGAAGGCCUUCACUCUGCGUUCAUGCCUUACUAUGCAUAUGAAAAUUCAUACCGGAGAGAAGCCUUAUAUAUGUAAGGAAUGUGGGAAGGCCUUUGUUUAUUCCUCUGACCUUACUCGUCAUAUAAGAAUUCAUACUGGAGAGAAACCUUAUGUUUGUAAGGAAUGUGGGAAGGCCUUCUCUCAGCCUGGGCAACUUAGUAAGCACAGGAAAAUUCAUAGUAAAGAGAGACCUCAUAAAUGUCAGAAAUGUGGGAAGGCCUUCAUUGUGCCCUCACAUCUUGCUAAACAUAUGAAAGUUCAUAGUGGAGAGAAGCCUCAUCAGUGUCAUACUUGUGGAAAGGCCUUUACUCAGCCUUCAGGCCUUACAGCACAUAUGAAAAUUCAUACUGGAGAUAAACCUCAUCAUUGUCAGACAUGUGGGAAGGCCUUCCCUCUUCGCUCUUCCCUUACUGCACAUAUGAAAAUUCAUUGUGGAGAGAAACCUCAUCAUUGUCAGACAUGUGGGAAGGCCUUCACGCUGCGCUCUUACCUUACUGUGCAUAUGAGAAUUCAUACUGGAGAGAAACCAUAUAUAUGUCAGGAGUGUGGGAAGGGCUUUACUACAUCUUCAAAGCUUACUGUACAUAGGAGAAUUCACACCGGAGAAAAACCAUAUAUAUGUAAGGAAUGUGGGAAGGCCUUUGUUUAUUCUUCAGACCUUACUAGUCAUACAAGAAUUCAUACUGGAGAGAAACCUUAUGUUUGCAAGGAAUGUGGAAAGGCCUUUUCUCAACCUGGGCAUCUUAAUAAGCACAGGAAAAUUCAUAGUAAAGAGAAACUUCAUAAAUGUCAGAAAUGUGGGAAGGCCUUCCAUCUGCAUUCAGGCCUUAUUAUGCAUAUGAAAGUUCAUGCUGGAGAGAAGGCUUAUAUAUGUAAGGAAUGUGGGAAGGCCUUCUCUAAGCUCUCAGGCCUUACAGAGCAUACGAAAACACACACGGGAGAGGACCCUUAUAUAUGUAAGGAAUGUGGGAAGGGUUUUAUAUUCCCAUCAAGCCUUCGUAAACAUAGAAAAAUUCAUACAGGAUGACUUGAUCUCCUAAUAACAAUCCCUAAGGUCAAAAUAGAUCCCCUGAGUACAGCGAUUUUUCUUUGGACAAUGGGACCAGGGGUGCUACAAAAGUAGAGCCAAGAAAGACAUAAUACUGCCUCUUUGGACAACCUUCCUAUGACAUCAGUUCUAUAAGGGAAAGUAACAUUCUAAUUAUCUGUCAGGGGGCAGCUAUGCCAUUUGCCUUGUGUUAGACUUCUGUGUAUGUUUGCUUGCAAAUAAUGGGUCUCGGUGUUGGAAGUAGGUGAUUAAAUUAAAAGGUACAAAAAUGCCCCUUGCUCGGAGCUGCAUGGCUCAUGACUGUGUCAUUGUUUACUCUCACGCUGGCUUGGCUCAGAGGCCCUGGUAUGUGGGAAUUAUAGCAGAGAUCAGCCACAACGCUGCAGUGAAUCCUUUGAAAGUGGAAAAAAGGACACACCUUCAUUUUUCAGGGCUUCCUGUAUUAGGCUUUGGGGACCCAUACCCCACGGGCUCAGGCCUUACUGUUAGCCCUGGGCUCAGGGAUCCAUAAUCUGAGGGGUCACAAGUAUCCUUAAGGGGACUCAGAAUCCAGCUCAGCCAUGUGCAAGCAAGCACUUUGUCUUUGCAUCAUUUCUACACUUCUUGAAUUCAUUUUUUGUUAAUGUACAUGUGCACUAGAGAUUAAUAUUCACAAGAACUAUCUAAUGGAAAUGGUCCUGGUGAAGCCCUUUCAUAGGGUGGAUUGGAGACAGUUGAAAUGAACUUUACCAUGCACAGAAAGACAUUUCCUGCUUUGAAACUAUGGAAGGGGCCCCUUGAGUCAAAUGUUUCCCAGAUGGUGGGAACAUAGGGGAGCCCCCAAGCUCCCCCAUCUCAGCAGGCAAUUCCAUUCAGCAGUGAUGACUAACAAUAAAAUGUUGUCAUAUUCCUACAUCCCACCCCUCUCACUUCAGUAGUUUUAGGAGUAAACAAAUCUUGAAUUUGGAAGCAGUUAAAUCCCAACCACCAAGUAGUCACCAGAAUGAUAAAAAUGAUUUAGAUUGUCCAAAGGUCCACAUAAGACUACAAAGUGACCAGUACGUUUUUGCUAAAUAUAUGCAUGCAAAUUUAAGAUUGGGUGAUAACCUAGGAUUUAUUUGGGGGGAAGGGGAUACCUGUCAGUGAUUAGGUGUUACUCCUGAUGCUGCUUGUAUCACCAGUUAGCAUAGCAGGGAUAGACUCCAGGCGACCAAGAUCAAUGCACGAGUCAAGCUUCUGGACUAUCUCUCCUGGUUCAUACGCUGAGAUAUUUUUUUUUUUUUUGCUUUUGAGGCCACACCCGGCAAUGCUCAGGGGUUACAUGUGGUUCUGCAUUCAGGAAUUACUCCUGGUGGUGCUCAGGGGACCAUACGGGAUGCCAGGGAUCGAACCCAGGUCUGUCGCAUGCAAGACAAACACCCUACUCUGGGCCCCAUACUCUGGGAUUUAAAUCCAGUUUCUGAAACUGCCACUUGGGGUUUUCCUUGUAGGUGAGAGUUGAUUGAUAGAGUGUUGUCAAGGGGUAGCAUGUUGACCAGAAAGUGAUCUCUGAUGUUCUUCCCAGCCUUUGCUCCUGUUCCAGCGUCUCUCCAGCUCCCUGGGCUGCUGCUAGGCCAAUUCUCUGCAUCUCCAGGGCUGGCUUCAGAGUCACUGCUUUCAUCCAUCUUGAUUGAUUACUAUCACAAGAAACUCUUUGUCCCAUGCCCCAUCCACUCCCUACCUGCCUGUUUUACCUUGAAUCAACCAGAUGUUUCUCCUAUUGACUCCUGUGUGGAAGUAUCAGGACAUCUUCCCACAAUCCCCCACUGUGUGACCAACCACUCCAGCAGCUGCCUCUACCCUUCUCUAUCUCAACCGAUUCCAGUUGCAUCACAGAUUCACUGGAUUGGUCAAAAACAUUCUCUCAGCACCUAGGACCUAGUCCUUUGAGGGGCCUUGUAGAAAAGGAAGUGGCAACACACACAGGCCUGUGAUUACCUGGCUGGAAAACGGAGCCCUGAGGCCAGGGAGAAGAGACUUUUGCAGGUGAGUGUCUGAGGGCCUUCCCUGCCUGGGGCCCUGGGCAGUGUGUAGGUCCCUCAUGACUGGUCCCUCGGGCUCCCAUAUCCAGACUUUUGCACCCCACUCAAGCUGCCCUUUGUUCCCCUGUGCUUUGCUUUCUUGGCUUUGAUCCAUUAUUUAUCUGUUACACAUCCAUGAGAUUCAGGACCCUUUGUUCCCAGUCUUCCCCUUACUAAGCUGGCUGCUUGCCUACAGUGUCAGGGCACCCUUUUCAGGAGCAGCUGAACCCCCACCCGCCCUCUCUGUCACCAGGCGUGUCUCUGCUCUCACAUCAUGAGCAUGGUUUUGGGGUAUACUAAUAAAUUAAUUUUUUCCCUGUCAGUCUGGUGUUGCUUUGGGGCUAUUUCCAGUUGUCCUCAGGGGUUGCUUUGGGUGCCUCUCAGCACCUUAUGCAAAGCAGAUAGUCUAGCUGCUGUUCUCUCUCUGACCCACUAAAGAAUAUUCUUGGGGCUGGAGUGAUAGCACAGCAGGUAGGGUGUUCGCCUUGCAUGCAGCUGACCCAAGUUUGAUUCCCAGCAUCCCAUAUGGUCCCCUGAGCACUUCCAGGAGUAAUUCCUGAGUCCAGAGCCAGGAGUAAUCCUUGUACAUUGCCGGGUGUGACCCAAAAAGCAAAAGAAAAAACAUAUUCUUUCACCUUUAUGUUAAAAAGUGAAUGAGUGACCCCAUAACAAAGCUAGUUUGGGUUGAAAUGAUAGUACAGCGGGGUUGGUGCUUGCCUAACAUGUGACCAAUCAGGUUUUGAUCCACAGCAUCCCAUAUGAUCCCUCAGAUAUCGCUGGGUCUGGUCAAAUACAAAAUGCAGAAAGCUAGUUUGGGGAUUGCCAAGCUCCUCAGAGAUCCUGUCAAACGAUUUUCCCUUUCUGUGGGCCUGUUAGGACUGUGAGAACCACAGAGAUGUCUUUCAUCUUCUCGGCAUAUUAAACCAGGUGUCAUUGGACUAAUUCUUACUUUGCUUUUGUGAUUGGUUUCAGAACUCAAACCACAGCUUCAGGGCUGGAGCGAUAGUACAGCGGGUAGGGCAUUUGCCUUGCACACAGCUGACCCAGGUUCCAUUCCCAGCAUCCCAUAUGGUCCCCUGAGCACCGCCAGGAGUAAUUCCUGAAUGCAAAGCCAGGAGUAACCCCUGUGCAUCACUGGGUGUGACCCAAAAGGCCAAAAAAAAAAAAAGCCCACAGCUUCAGGAUUUACUGCAAUUCAAAUUGCGUUGCUUCGAGUGGUCACUGGAUACGAGUGAGCUGGUAAGAGUCACACAUUCAAACUAUUUUAUGCCGGCAGGAUAGCUCAGUGGAGCAAGCAUGUGACUUAAAAGCUGGGAGCUGUGCACCACCUCUGCCACAUCUAUGGUCUCUCAGCACUGCAGGGUGGAAAGCCAGAGCCUAAUGCUGGGAGUAGAGGGCUCUUAGCCUCACUGGGUGCUGACACCCAAAGAAAAUCGAUUAUUUUUCAUAUCAAAGAAAUCCUGUCAACCUGGGAUGUCAGGGCUCCCAUACUGUAAGAUUCUGUAUGGGCCCUCAUGUCGUGGGGUCAUGAUUUGAAACCAAGACAUAAAGAUAAUUAAAUUUAGAGGCGAGUAUUCACACCAGCUGGUGGACUGUCCUGCUAGGAAGAGCAGCAGACUCCCAGCGUGAAGCAUAGGUUUUUGGUUAGGAAAACCCUCAUCCAGGGAUACCUGUCAUUUUUGUAAGCACCUACAGAUUUAUUCACCAGAUCCAUAUCCUGGCACCCAGUAAAUUUAUAUAAGCACAAUAAAGCAAGCAUUGUUACAGACACAGAAAAAGUGAUUACACAAAGCAAUCAACUAUUGAUCUUUAAUCACCUCACUUUGGGUGACCUUAACCCGUGGUUCCUAUUUGCGCUCUGUGAUGAGCUGAGGCCUUAGUGGAGCGGAUACAAUAAAUUCAGUAUAUUUAUGUAAUAACUGCUAACUAAAAAAUAAACUUCUAAACUAACCAACCUUCAUAUUCUUACUAUAAUGCAUAUCAAAUCAUCAUAGCCAAACAAUAGGUCAACAAUCUGAAGAAGAGACUUUCUUCUGUACACCUGCAGUACAGUUGUUCUUGCCCACUGAUUCAAAUUUUGAAAAAUUUCAUUCUUGCUGUAUAGUCUAUAUAUUAAACUACUAAAAGACUACUCAGAUGGCUGGAGGAACCAGUUGGGAUGGGAGAUGCAUGCGGAAAGUAGAUAAUGGACCAAACAUGAUGACCUCUCAGUGUCUGUGCUGCAAGCCAUGAUGCCCAAAAGUAGAGAGAGAGUAUGGGGAAU